AUGAACAUUUGUAAGGAAAAAUUGAUAAAUUGGACUUCAUCAAAAUUACUCUGCUCUUCAAAGGCCACAGUUAAGAGAAUAAAAAGGGAACAGAUCGCUUUGUGUGUAUCCAUUCUGGAGAGAUUGCUCCAAGCUGUGGAGCCAGUUCACGUGGCCCGGAACCUCGGGGCUGACCUUCAGAGGGGACUGACUCACCCCAAUGAUUCUGUAAAAAUUCUCACUCUAUCCCAGGUCGGAAGAAUUGUUGAAAAUUCUGAUGCUGUUACUGAGAUUCUAAAUAAUGCUGAAUUAUUAAAACAGAUUGUUUAUUGUAUUGGUGGAGACAAUCUGUCUGUAGCUAAAGCGGCCAUUAAGUCCCUGUCAAGAAUAUCACUAACCCAAGCUGGACUGGAGGCUUUAUUUGAAAGCAAUCUGCUGGAUGAUUUGAAAAGGGUAAUGAAAACAAAUGACAUUGUUCGAUACAGAGUGUAUGAGUUAAUUGUGGAGAUUUCUUCUCUGUCACCAGAAUCUUUAACCUACUGUACCACCAGUGGAUUGGUAACCCAGCUCCUCAGGGAGUUGACUGGGGAGGAUGUGCUGGUCAGAGCCACCUGUAUAGAAAUGGUGACGUCACUGGCAUAUACUCAUCAUGGACGACAGUACCUUGCUCAAGAAGGAGUAAUUGAUCAGAUUUCUAAUAUAAUUGUUGGGGCAGAAUCAGACCCUUUCUCUAGCUUCUAUUUGCCAGGAUUUGUGAAGUUUUUUGGAAACCUGGCUAUCAUGGAUAGUCCUCAACAAAUCUGUGAGCGUUAUCCUGUCUUUAUGGAAAAAGUCUUUGAAAUGACAGAAAGUCAGGACCCCACCAUGAUUGGUGUAGCAGUGGACACAAUUGGAAUCCUGGGAUCCAAUGUUGAAGGAAAACAAGUUUUACAAAAAACAGGAACUCGCUUUGAACGCUUGCUCAUGAAAAUAGGAUAUCAAGCAAAGAAUGCCUCGACAGAGCUCAAAAUUAGGUGUUUAGAUGCUAUUUCAUCUAUUUUUUAUAUACCGCCUGAGCAGCAGACUGAUGACCUCCUGCGAAUGACAGAAUCCUGGUUUUCUUCUUUAUCUCGGGAUCCUCUGGAGCUCUUCCGUGGUAUCAGUAAUCAACCCUUCCCUGAACUGCACUGCGCUGCCUUAAAAGUGUUCACGGUAGGAAUCUUCUUCGUUUUCUCAGGUCCUUCUGGGAUGAAGCUAGUUCAGCCCGUGGCUACUCUGCCAUGCCCUGGGAAAUACCAGUGCGUAGCCCUGUGCUAUUAGUGUAUACUAAUGAGGGAGACAGAUGUGUCAACAGAUUGUUUCAGUUAAAGGCAUUAGGUAUUGUGGCAGAGGUUUGGACAGGAUUCUGUGGGAACACAGAAUUAAUUCCAGAUUCCUUAUCUGCCAUCAAGCAAAUCCUCUAUUGACCCAGCCCGAGACUUCUUCCUGAGCCUUAUUUCCUGCCAUUCCCCUUCUGGCACUCAGUGCUCUAGUAAUACCAAACUGCUUGCUUCACAUCUCUGGACCUUUAUGUGCCCUCUACAUUCAACACUGUUCUCCAACUUUGCUUGUUAACCUCUUACUCAUUCUUAAAGAACUAGCUCAGGCAUGUCUUCAGCAAGCUUUGCCCAAA
This is a messenger RNA of Leptonychotes weddellii (Weddell seal), 1630 nucleotides long. The record is from RefSeq and is a predicted model, not a curated record. Lineage: Eukaryota; Metazoa; Chordata; Mammalia; Carnivora; Phocidae.